Antrostomus carolinensis (chuck-will's-widow) is the source of this 2682-nucleotide messenger RNA. RefSeq names its product ATPase H+ transporting V1 subunit A (gene ATP6V1A). The coding region runs from base 113 to 1966 and encodes 617 amino acids. Gene Ontology annotation, biological process: proton transmembrane transport; ATP metabolic process. NCBI's taxonomy places the organism in Eukaryota, Metazoa, Chordata, Aves, Caprimulgiformes, Caprimulgidae. Gene Ontology annotation, molecular function: ATP hydrolysis activity; ATP binding; proton-transporting ATPase activity, rotational mechanism. The transcript is spliced from 15 exons. The record is from RefSeq and is a predicted model, not a curated record. Gene Ontology annotation, cellular component: proton-transporting V-type ATPase, V1 domain; lysosomal membrane.
GGACAAUUAUUUUGUAAAUGGUUGUGCUUAACUGCUGAAUUCUGGCUUUAGUUCAUUGGGCCUGUGGAUUUUUGUUCCUCCCUGUUCCUGCAAAAUAAGUUGAAGAGGCAAAAUGGACUUCUCCAAGCUACCCAAAAUCCGCGAUGAGGACAGAGAGGCUUUUGUUGGCUAUGUCCAUGGAGUCUCGGGACCUGUGGUCACGGCGUGCAACAUGGCAGGUGCUGCUAUGUACGAGCUGGUACGAGUAGGCCACAGUGAACUGGUGGGGGAGAUUAUCCGACUGGAAGGUGACUUGGCAACUGUCCAGGUGUACGAAGAAACUUCUGGUGUCUCUGUAGGAGAUCCUGUCCUCCGUACUGGCAAACCUCUGUCAGUGGAACUGGGGCCUGGCAUUAUGGGAGCUAUUUUUGAUGGUAUCCAGAGGCCUCUCUCGGACAUCAGCGCUCUGACCAAAAGUAUCUAUAUCCCUAGAGGUGUCAACGUGUCAGCUUUAAGCCGAGAUAUCAAAUGGGACUUCACGCCUUCCAAAAAUUUGCGGGUUGGCAGCCACAUCACUGGUGGAGAUAUUUAUGGUGUGGUGAAUGAAAACUCCCUAAUCAAACACAAAAUCAUGCUACCCCCACGGAACAGGGGCACAGUUACAUACAUUGCUCCUCCAGGAAACUAUGACACUUCAGAUGUUGUCUUAGAGCUGGAGUUUGAAGGUGUGAAGGAGAAGUUCACCAUGGUCCAGGUCUGGCCUGUACGUCAAGUCCGUCCUGUUACUGAGAAGUUACCAGCCAAUCAUCCUUUAUUAACUGGCCAACGGGUCCUGGAUGCCCUUUUCCCGUGUGUACAAGGGGGUACUACAGCGAUUCCCGGGGCAUUCGGUUGUGGGAAGACUGUGAUCUCGCAGUCUCUCUCAAAAUACUCCAACAGUGAUGUCAUCAUUUAUGUAGGCUGUGGAGAACGAGGAAAUGAAAUGUCUGAAGUACUGAGAGAUUUCCCUGAGUUAACAAUGGAAGUUGAUGGCAAGGUAGAAAGCAUCAUGAAGAGAACAGCUCUCGUAGCAAACACCUCCAACAUGCCUGUGGCUGCCAGAGAAGCCUCUAUCUAUACUGGCAUCACCCUGUCUGAGUAUUUCCGGGACAUGGGCUACCAUGUCAGUAUGAUGGCAGACUCCACUUCCCGAUGGGCUGAGGCCCUCAGAGAAAUUUCAGGGCGACUGGCUGAAAUGCCAGCUGACAGUGGUUAUCCAGCCUACCUUGGUGCCCGUCUAGCCUCUUUCUAUGAGCGAGCUGGCAGAGUGAAGUGUCUGGGAAAUCCUGAAAGGGAAGGCAGUGUCAGCAUUGUUGGAGCUGUCUCUCCCCCAGGUGGUGACUUCUCUGACCCUGUCACAUCUGCUACACUGGGCAUUGUUCAGGUUUUCUGGGGCCUGGAUAAGAAGCUGGCACAACGCAAGCACUUCCCCUCUGUCAACUGGCUGAUCAGUUACAGCAAAUACACGCGUGCCCUGGACGAGUACUACGACAAGCAUUUUACAGAGUUUGUCCCUCUCAGGACAAAGGCCAAAGAGAUCCUACAGGAGGAAGAGGACCUUGCAGAGAUUGUGCAGCUUGUGGGGAAGGCUUCCUUGGCAGAAACAGAUAAAAUUACCUUGGAGGUUGCCAAGCUGAUAAAAGAUGACUUCUUGCAACAGAAUGGUUAUACGCCUUAUGACAGGUUCUGCCCUUUCUAUAAAACAGUGGGCAUGCUUUCCAAUAUGAUUGCAUUCUAUGAUAUGGCACGCCGUGCUGUAGAAACCACAGCCCAGAGCGACAAUAAGAUCACGUGGUCCAUCAUCCGAGAGAACAUGAGCGAAAUCCUCUACAGACUUACCUCCAUGAAAUUCAAGGACCCUGUCAAAGAUGGGGAAACAAAAAUCAAGGCGGACUAUGCUCAGCUGUUUGAGGAUAUGCAGAAUGCAUUUCGAAGUCUGGAAGACUAGACUUGACCUCUGUGACCACUCCAGUUUGUCCUCUCAAUUCCUCAUCUCAACUCCUCUGCUUCCCUACCUUACAAGAAUGAUGCAACAGUACUUGAGAUGAUAAAUAGCCCGAUGUUUUCCCUAUUCAUCCUCGGAGAGUGUCCUUACAAAACAUUCCUCUUAGUUUGUGUUUGGCAUUGCUUUGUGUGUCUGAAAUGGCGAGUGAUGUGUGAAUGGGCCUGGCUGAGUGAGGAAAUGCUGUUGUACACUUCUAGGGUGGGAAAAAUUUCACCUUCCCUCUCCCAGCUCUCUGGGUAACCAGUCUUUCACCUUGGGACGGAACCAGUUGAGUUGUAUUGGCAGAGGAGGGGUAGAUCUUGGUGCAGUCACACGGUACAUUUGGAGCUGGCAGUGGUAAGGGCAUUUACAUCUGGCACUUUGCUAAGUGACUAUCAUGACGUAGAACUCCCUAUUCUUGAACAGACUUUUUUGACCAUGUUCUGAUACAACCAAAAAUUCACUGCUCUGUCCCUUCUGUAACCCUCAGCUAGUCUGUUGGUAUUGAAAUGUGGUAGUUAUGGAUCUCUCCAAGAAGGGACUAACUAGAAGAUGAGCACAUACAAGCAGCCAGUAUACUUUUGUACACUGGUGAAAUAGAGCUUUAUUUUCCUACAUAAGACAGAUCGGACCGUUGGACUCGGCAUCAGCUAAACUCAAAGCCAUAGGUGCUCAGCUUC